Molecule: messenger RNA, 570 nt
Organism: Vicia faba (fava bean)
Lineage: Eukaryota; Viridiplantae; Streptophyta; Magnoliopsida; Fabales; Fabaceae
Source: the annotation of a GenBank genome assembly
AUGUACUUUGUUUUUGUUUUACUGUAUUCUCACAACUGCCUCUCUUCAUGGAGAAACACCAACUGUUGUCAAUGGCAAGGAAUACGCUGUGACAACGUCACAGGUGCUGUCGUUGCAGUCGAUCUCCAUAACCCAUCUCACGUGGAAUUCUGGAACAUAAGUGGUGAGCUGAGACCAUCUUUGAUGAAGCUCAAGUCACUAAGUCAUUUAGACUUGAGCUUCAACACGUUCAGUGGAAUACCAAUUCCCAAGUUUUUAGGAUCACUGAUGCAUUUGCAAUAUCUGAACCUGUCAAAGGCUGGCUUUGCUGGUUUAAUUCCACCUCAUCUGGGAAACCUUUCUCACCUGCAGUCUCUCGGUCUCGCUGAUUAUAGCCUGCAUGUUAAAAAUCUAGAAUGGGUGGCUGGCCUCGUAUCUUUGAAACAUUUUAGAAUGGAUGGAGUCGACCUUCCAUCCGUAGCGACAACAGAUUGGGUUAGUGCAUUAAACCAACUACCUUCUUUAAUGAAAUUGCAUCUAUCUUCUUGCCAACUUUUCGGACAAAUUCCAUCUCCUCCAUCUCUCAAUUGA